CCGGUCCUUCAUCCUUCACAGGUAUCUCUCACCUUCUUCCUCGUCAGAACAAGUCACCUGGAUUUAAAACAAACAACAACUACUAAACAAAAAAAACACACAACAACAAAAAAAGGAAGAAAAAAAGAAAAGAAAAACACCCCGACGUGCAUGAGAGGGCGAAGGAGAGCAGACACACCAGAAGAGAGAUGGGAGCGUUCAGAGUGCUGCUGGGGAGUUUACAUUACAUGGGACUCUACAUGCAACUUUGUGGCUCCGCGCGGCAGCCUGGACACGGCGAGGUGGAGAACCACAUCUCCGGGAACGCCAUGUUCACAGAGGUGCCUCAUGACAUGACCGCUCAGAGAGGUCAGGACGUGGAGAUGGCGUGCUCCUUCAGAGGGGCGGGGAUGCCCUCGUACUCGCUGGAGAUCCAGUGGUGGUACAUCAGGAACCAUCUGGACUGGACGGGCAGACAACCCUGGACAACCAAUGAGGUGGCUCCAGAAGAGGAGAUGCCAAAAGAUGCUACAAAGAUAAGUGUGGUGAAGGUCGUAGGAAGCAACAUCUCCCACAAACUCCGCCUCUCCCGGGUCAAGCCGUCGGACGAGGGCACCUACGAGUGCCACGUCAUCGACUUCAGCGACGACGCGGGCCCCCGCCACCACCGCAUCCGGGCCUACCUGCAGGUGGUGCAGGAUGGCGACAUCGUCAACGUUAACGGCAACGACAACUUCGAAGACCUGGACAACACCAAGGGAGGGGCGGCGUUCGUCCACGGGGACGCCGGCGAGUCCCACGGCGGCGCCAAAGAGCCCGCCCACGGCCACGGGCACCACCAUGAGCAUGGCAAGCGGCCCUCGACGCCGGCCCACCACGACCACGACCACAGCCACGGCGGCAGCGGCCAGCAGCACAAGGCGGCGGGCCGGGAGCUGAGGAAGAGGGACGCGGACAGCAACCACGGCCCGAAUGACUGCACCAACGAGCCCAGCUGCGCGCCCUAGACGCUCUGGCUCCUCGCGCCCGAGCGAAAGGUCACGCACGGAUUGCGUACCGCGACGCGUGCCACAGCUUUAUAAAGAAAAGAAAAAAGAUUAAAGCUAUUUUUCCCUAUAAAUAUAUGUAUAGUAGUGCUUGUUGAGAGCACAGUGCUAUGUAUACUGUGCUGAGGAUUGUAGCUUUUUCCCGCUGCGCGGUUGGACUGCUCACUGUCAGUGAAGCCUGGCUAGUGGCUGCACGGCAUUCAGCACUGGGGGGUAGAUCUAAGCAGCGCCAUUGUUUCUGGACUCAACCCCGACACACACACACAUUAUAAAUAAAAGACUCGCGCUCCACUCUUGUACUUUAGAUACUGUAAAUGACACCACCUCAUACUUCUUCCUGCCUUACUCUCUCAUUCCAUACUCUGUGCCCAUUGCGAGAAAAGUCAUUUUUAUUCUGAGGAUGCCACUGGAGGAAAUCAAACCAGUCCGUAAUAUUCCCUGGAGAUCUUGUCCAAAUCCGAUUCCACAGCUUUUAACGCCGAGCACAAGCUUUCGCUGCAUCUGUGUGUGUGCGUGCGUAAUGGACGCGAAUACGGUUCCCCCCAAAAAACGAAAAUCAGCAAUUUAUUCUGUUUACUACCCGGAGCGGGGAUGUGUGUGCGUGUGUGUGUGUGUGGGGGGGGGGGGUGAAACAUGCUUUCUUCAGCAGAAACUCAUCAAGGUCCCGACGCUGCAGCGCUCAUCAAGGGCAGAUAUGGCCUCAAUUAAUUUGCGUUGGAGUAAACACAGUGGCGCCCCCCCCCCCCCCAUACACACACACCCCCACACCACCACCACAGCGCCUUCUGGUUUAUGAAUAAAUCCCUAAACAGGUGGGAUUUAGAAUCCAAAUCUAAAAUUUGGAUUCAAUUUGCGUCAAGACAGCGAUGGAAGACAUUGGUGCAAUGUGAUACUUUUUUGGAAGAGUAUAGUGCUCUUCCCAGCUUUAGUUCCCUUAUUCCGAUGCUCAAUCGUAAAAAAAUCAAAAAAUUAAAAAAUCAACCCUCUCUACGACAAGCCUAUAAUAAUGUAUAUAUGACUGUAUAAUAUGAAAUAAAGAGCAUGUCAAGUACUUUUCUUAAGAACUUUUUCAACCAACCAUACACAAAGACAGUGUGUUAGUUAAUGUGUUUAGUUACGUCCUGUCAAAAUAAAGAUCUUUGAUUAGCUCAGCAGCUCUGUGAAGUGCUGUGAUGAAUGAUGUUCUCUUCAUAAGCUGCUCAGAAAGGGGAUUCCCUCUUAUGUAUCUUAGCAGGGGUUUCUCAAAACGACAGUGCAAAUUGGAGAGUGGACCAUAAGGAGUGAGAGGAAGAUGUUGUUAGUGAAACACUGAAAUGGGUUGCCCAUACUGCCUCAAGGGGGGGGGGGGGG
Messenger RNA from Pseudoliparis swirei, 2375 nucleotides. Its product is annotated as V-set and transmembrane domain-containing protein 2-like protein. The coding region runs from base 189 to 986 and encodes 265 amino acids. NCBI's taxonomy places the organism in Eukaryota, Metazoa, Chordata, Actinopteri, Perciformes, Liparidae. The transcript has 4 exons. The record is from RefSeq and is a predicted model, not a curated record.